Messenger RNA from Eutrema salsugineum, 3027 nucleotides. Its product is annotated as probable glutamyl endopeptidase, chloroplastic. The transcript has 11 exons. The record is from RefSeq and is a predicted model, not a curated record. Lineage: Eukaryota; Viridiplantae; Streptophyta; Magnoliopsida; Brassicales; Brassicaceae. Gene Ontology annotation, biological process: proteolysis. Gene Ontology annotation, molecular function: serine-type endopeptidase activity. Bases 45 to 2915 code for a protein of 956 amino acids.
AUCAUCAUCACACUUUAAAAAGGCUAAAAAAAGUCAGAAUAAAAAUGAUGCGCUUUCACAGAGCUUGUCAUCGUUUCUCUCUUUCACCUCUCUGCCAUUUAUCUCCGCCGUCUCCGCCGUCUGCUUCUCUCCUUCUACCUCCCAAGUUUUCCGGAUUCUCGACGCUGCGUACGCAUCGUUACUCAAAAGUUCGCAGAUCCUCCGGAAACUCGCUGACCACUGUCAUGUCUUCACGUUCUGCUUCUAGACUUCGCUGCCUCGCAUCUGUAUGUCCCGAAGGUGCAGAAGACGGUGGUGGUAGCAGCUCUAAUGGCUCAAUUUCAGCCUCCGCUGCGGCAACUGAAGAUGAUGAUUUGGCUUUAGGCACUGGAUAUCGUCUCCCUCCACCUGAGAUCAGAGAUAUUGUCGAUGCCCCACCAGUCCCGGCCUUGUCAUUUUCACCGCAUAGGGAUAAGAUCUUGUUUCUCAAGCGGAGAGCUUUGCCUCCGUUGGCAGAUUUGGCCAGACCAGAGGAGAAGCUUGCAGGUGUUCGAAUUGAUGGAUAUUGCAAUACCAGAAGCAGGAUGUCAUUCUAUACUGGUUUAGGAAUUCAUCAGUUAUUGCCUGAUGGUACAUUGAGUCCAGAGAAGGAGAUCACUGGCAUUCCAGAUGGUGGUAAGAUUAACUUUGUUACAUGGUCCAAUGAUGGUAAGCAUCUGGCUUUCAGCAUCCGGGUCGAUGAGAACGGAAAUAGUAGUAAGCCUAUAGUAUGGGUAGCUGAUGUUGAGACUGGAGAAGCUAGACCACUUUUCAAGUCGCAAGAUAUUUAUCUGAAUGCGAUUUUCGAGAGUUUUGUUUGGAUUGAUAAUUCCACUUUGUUGGUCAGCACAAUCCCUUCAUCUCGUGGAGACCCACCAAAGAAACCUUUGGUCCCGUCUGGUCCCAAAACUCUGUCAAACGAGAAGAAGAAUGUUGUACAAGUUAGAACAUUCCAGGAUUUGCUUAAGGAUGAAUAUGAUGCUGAUCUAUUCGACUACUAUGCCACGUCACAACUAGUAUUGGCUUCUUUGGAUGGUACAGCGAAGGAAGUUGGGUUACCUGCAGUAUAUACGUCAUUAGACCCUUCGACAGACCAUAAGUACUUGUUAGUUUCAUCCCUUCACAGGCCAUAUUCUUUCAUUGUACCUUGUGGUAGAUUUCCAAAGAAGGUUGAAGUCUGGACAGCUGAUGGUAAAUUUGUAAGACAGCUGUGUGACUUGCCCCUAGCCGAAGAUAUCCCCAUAGCCUCCAAUAGUGUGCGCAAAGGAAUGCGUUCUAUAAAUUGGCGGGCAGACAAGCCGUCAACCCUUUAUUGGGCUGAAACACAAGAUGGGGGUGAUGCCAAAGUGGAAGUUUCACCACGUGAUAUAGUUUAUAUGCAGUCUGCGGAACCACUAGCAGGAGAAGAACCAGAAGUUUUGCACAAGCUUGAUCUUCGCUAUGGAGGCAUUUCUUGGUGUGAUGAUACAUUGGCUCUCGUUUAUGAAUCAUGGUAUAAAACACGACGGACAAGGACAUGGGCUAUCUCUCCUGGAUCUAACGAUGUCAGUCCACGCAUAUUGUUUGAUAGAUCAUCGGAAGAUGUAUACUCAGACCCUGGCUCAACCAUGCUGAGGAGAACCGCUGCUGGAACGUAUGUAAUAGCCAAGAUAAAGAAGGAAAAUGAUGAAGGCACUAAUGUCUUACUGAACGGAAGUGGGGCUACACCACAAGGGAAUGUACCCUUCCUUGACUUGUUUGACAUAAACACAGGCAACAAAGAACGGAUCUGGGAGAGCGACAAAGAAAAGUAUUUUGAGACGGUUGUGGCCUUGAUGUCUGACCAGAAAGAAGGGGAUUUGAAAAUGGAGGAGCUUAAAAUUCUGACAUCAAAGGAGUCUAAAACUGAGAACACCCAAUAUUCUCUCCAACUUUGGCCUGACAGGAAAGUGCAACAGAUUACAAACUUCCCUCAUCCGUAUCCCCAGUUGGCUUCGUUACAGAAAGAGAUGAUCCGGUAUCAACGAAAAGACGGGGUUCAACUUACUGCAACACUAUACCUACCACCAGGCUAUGAUCCAUCAAAAGACGGUCCUCUGCCUUGUCUGUUUUGGUCUUAUCCUGGUGAAUUCAAGAGCAAAGAUGCUGCUGGUCAAGUCCGUGGCUCUCCGAAUGAAUUUGCAGGCAUUGGUUCAACUUCUGCCCUUCUUUGGCUUGCUAGAAGGUUCGCUAUAUUAUCUGGACCUACUAUACCAAUAAUUGGUGAAGGUGAUGAAGAGGCUAAUGAUAGGUAUGUCGAGCAAUUGGUUACAAGUGCUGAGGCUGCUGUAGAGGAAGUCGUCAGGCGUGGAGUGGCCCAUCCAAGCAAAAUCGCUGUUGGGGGACACUCCUAUGGAGCGUUUAUGACUGCGAAUCUACUUGCACAUGCUCCUCAUCUUUUCUCCUGCGGAAUAGCUCGAUCUGGCGCUUACAACAGGACACUCACACCCUUUGGUUUCCAGAACGAGGACCGAACACUGUGGGAAGCUACUAACGUCUAUGUAGAGAUGAGCCCAUUCAUGGCUGCUAAUAAAAUCAAGAAGCCAAUCUUGCUCAUCCAUGGUGAAGAAGACAAUAACCCAGGAACUCUAACAAUGCAGUCGGACAGAUUCUUCAACGCACUGAAAGGCCAUGGGGCUCUUUGCCGACUUGUGGUUCUUCCUUACGAGAGCCAUGGGUACUCAGCACGGGAAAGCAUUAUGCACGUUCUCUGGGAAACUGAUCGCUGGCUUCAAAAAUACUGUGUUCCGAACACAUCAGAUGCAGACACAAGUCCAGACCAGUCCAAAGAAGGAUCGGAUUCUGCAGAUAAAGUAGCGACUGCCACAGGAGGUGGUAACCCGGAGUUUGGUGAGCAUGAAGGUCACUCCAAGCUCUGAGGAGAUCACUUCUCUGAGUCUCUGUGCCUCGGGUUUGGGCAUUCAAACGCACUUGCAGAAACUGGGAACACAACACAAACUAUAUUUUUUCAUAGAACAUUCGGAUUCGUAA